This is a messenger RNA of Poecilia reticulata (guppy), 4029 nucleotides long. The record is from RefSeq and is a predicted model, not a curated record. Lineage: Eukaryota; Metazoa; Chordata; Actinopteri; Cyprinodontiformes; Poeciliidae.
GAACUGUAGGUGAAGAACCGAUGGCAUCACUAUCCUCACCUGUCGAUCCACAGAAAUGCAACCAUGUUUUACUGCACUCCUCAUUUUCAAGCAUUGAAAAAUGCACACAUUGCUUGGGACCUUUUGUAGCCCUCAAGUGGAAUGGUCUGAAAUGUAAAGACUGUUCUUCAAUAUGGCACAACAUCUGCUAUGAAAAGAUCCAGAGGACUGAUUUUUCACCAUCUUCAUGGGUUUCGGACAAAUCAUCUUCAGCUGAUGAUGUUUCAGACAAAGAAUACAUACCUGACUCUGCCAGUUACUCAGAUAGUUCCGUGGAACUCUCAAUAGAUGAUUCAAAUUAUUUCAAAAAGACUAUUCUUGAUCCUUGUUUCAUUGCACCUUUGCCAGACUGUCAAAAGAGUGAUGGUGCAGAGAAUGACUUGGCUGAAGGUCUUAUUUCUGAAAGUGCAGACAGUGCCAAAAAGGUUGUUCAGAAACAGAUGAAAAGGUCUUCUGAAAAUAAAAAACCUCUUGACGUUCAAACUGAAGGAAGAUCUGUGGAGCCACUCCCCAGAUCUGAAGCUGUUGAAAGCAUCCAGUCUACAAGUAUAUCAUCAUCAAGAGAUACAAAAAACUACUGCUUUAUUUGUGGCAAGCCCCAGUCUAAGAUUGCUCGACACUUAAAAGUCCAUGAGAAGACGAAUGCUGAAGUCGCUCAAGCUUUGGCACAACCAAAAGCCUCAAAACUGCGGAAAAAAAUACUUGGACAGUUGCGAAAUAAGGGGAACUCUACUCACAAUAAAGAGGUUUACAAAAGUGGCAGUGGACUGCUAAAAAUUAAACGUAAACCCAAGCUGAAGUAUAACAUAAACCAGUAUGUUCACUGCAUGUUUUGCCAGGGAUUGUACCUUCGGAAUCACCUUUGGCGGCAUGCUAGUAAAUGUACAUCCAAACCAAGAACAACUGAUGAGACAGGACCAAAAAGGGUUUUGAGCUUGGCCUCAAUGGUGGAUUCUGGACUAUGUCAGCAAAUAUCCCAAGGUGUUUUUAAGCUCCUAACAGUGAUGAAAGAUGAUGAAGUUUCUGCUGCAGUGCGAAGUGACUUUUACAUUCUACAGCUUGCACAAUCAUUUUUCAAUAAACAUGGUCAAGAUCCCUCCAAGCAUGAAUAUAUUCGACAAAAGAUUCGUGAAGUUGGAAGGCUUCUGCUAAUCCUGCGGAAUGAGUUUUCUAUAUACAACAUUGAAGAUGCUGUCAGGCCCUCAAACUUCCAUGUACUUGUUCAAGCAGUCAAGAGAGUUUCUGGCUUUGAUGAAGAUAGUCAUUCAUAUAAAACUCCUAGCCUUGCUCUGAAAUUAGGACACUCGUUGCACAAGAUCAGUGACCUUAUAUGCUGCACAGCUUUAGUAUCAGGGAAUGAUGAGCUUAAAAAGUCAUGUCAGGCUUUCAAAACACUUUAUUUAUCAAAGUGGUCAGAACUUGUCUCCCACACAGCUUUAACAACCUUGAGUGAUAAGCGCUUUAACAAGCCUUCCACGCUUCCUUUCACUGAGGAUGUUCAGCGUCUUCACCAGCAUUUGGAAAAGGUUGCAAAUUUAGCAUCUGAGACUUUGAAAAGUGAUCCGUCACCACAAGCCUAUAGGGAACUGUGCAGAACUACAUUGGCUAAAAUCAUUUUGUUCAACCGAAGACGAGGUGGAGAGGUUUCUAAAAUGCAGCUGUCUGCCUUUCUAGAGAGGGACACCACUCCCUUGCAUAAAGAUGUUGCAGUUGGUCUUACAGAGUUUGAACGACAACUUUGUGCCCAUUUCAGCAGGGUUGAAAUAAAGGGGAAAAAGGGACGAAAAGUUGCUGUGCUUUUAUCACCAGACAUGGUUGAAGCCAUCAGCCAGCUCAUUAGCAGAAGAAGGGAGUGUGGAGUGCCAGACAAAAACACCUUUCUUUUUGCUAGACCCAACUGUCCUACCCCUUACAGAGGACAAGACUGUCUUAGGGUUUAUGCAAAUGACAGUGGUGCCCAAAACCCUGAACUUUUAAGAUCAACACAACUUCGCAAGCAUGUUGCAACAUUGUCCCAAGUGUUAAACCUAAGAAAUCACGAACUGGACCAAGUUGCAGACUUUCUGGGACAUGAUAUACGUGUUCAUAGAGAGUAUUACAGGCUACCAGAGGCUACGACUCAACUGGCAAAAAUUUCUAAAUUGCUUCUGGCAAUGGAAAGAGGGACCUUGGCAAAUGUGCAAGGCAAAACGCUGGAUGAGAUUGAAAUUGAAGAUGAGUUGGAACUGACUGACGCUGAAAGUGGACAAAGUGAAGUUGAUUGUGACCAAUCCGCACUUGUAAAUGAUACACAAUGCUCUACAAAUCAAGAAUCUAAUGAAUCUUCUGGUGUUACAGAUGGUUUAGGAGAAGAGACAUCACAAGGGAGAACAUCCUCUAUGCCAUCUGCUGAGAAGCCUUCGGAAAAAGUAGAAGAUAUGACUGCCUUAACAAUCGUCCCCCCACCUCCCAGUUGCAGAAAACCUCAAUCUCCUGUUGAAUUACCUGGGACCUCUUCUGGAAAGGGAAAGGAGAUUAUUGCACCACCAACUGAAAAACCCUCAGAACCCCAAGAUGAUUAUCCUGAAAAGCACCAUCCUCAGAGACAUCAAAAACGGCCCUGGUCUCCUAAAGAAAUUGCAGCUGUGUUGAAACAUUUUCAGAAACACAUUGACAGUGGGAAGCUGGCAAGUUUUGUUGAAAUUCAACAGUGUCAACAGRCAGAACAUCCUGCUUUAAUAAACCGCUCAAUUCAAAACAUAAGAGACUUUGUUAGAAAUCGUGGUGUGUCCAAAAAAAAGAGAAAAGGAAAAGCUAAAAAUGUCAGAUAAAUCUUGAGCCAAGAUGCUCUAAACAAAACCUUAAGAACUUUCAAGCAUUCUUUUGUUUUAAAAGUAAAAACCCAGAAGUUCAACUCUUAAGUGAGUAUAAACGGCUCAUUGUAUUAGAGAGUAUGUACUGCUAAAAGUAACAUUUAAUGGAAAAGGUGUUUUGUUUUUAACCUUCACCUUUUUUGGUUUGUUUGCUUGUUUGUUUUGGAGUAGUUUUCUAUAAUGUGCUCUGAUUUCUAAGUUGGUCCAAGAUUGAUGUUGUGUGAAGAGACUCAACUAAACUUGAACUCUUAAUCAUUGUCAAAGUAAUUCAGAAGAUUGAUUUUUCAGGUUGUUGAAAAAGGCAAAUAUUGUUCUAGUAAUGUUUUCUUAAAGGUAUCACAAUUAGUUUUUUUUCUUUUAAGUUGAGCUUCACCUUUAGUUGAAAUGAGGCACAAUGCUUUGUAGAGCAUUGUACCUUAAUUUGAAAGGGCUUCAGGAUUAAUAUUUGAAUAGAAUAGUGUUCUUAAAACCUGCUUCAAAGAAAGAUUUGUUUGCUUCUGAAUAAGAUUUUUUUGUUUUGAAGUAAGAUUUUUUUGUUUUGUUUGAGUCAUGUGUAUUGUGUGGUAUCUAGAAGAACUUGGGUUUAAGUUCAUUAUUGACUAAAGUCAAACUGUUUUGAAAAACUAAGCUUGAUAAGGAUCCUGUGUUUUGGUUUGCUCCAAAAAAUAAAAAUUGCAAAAGACAAUGUCAUUUGUUUAUUCCAUAAUAUGUUUUAAUUUGUAUAGAUCUAAACAUUACCCCAUUGGUAGUGAACAAGCACUAUAUUGCUGACCAUAUUUCUAAUUGGUUAUUAUUUUUUUCAUAUUUGGACUGAGAUUUUUGUAGUCCGUGCCUGUGUUCAUGACAAAUGAACACUAACAUUAUUGCAGGGUGCGAAUUAAUCCAUUUGAUGCUCAUUUGGGUACUUUAGUAUAUUUUAGGGACAUUCUUUGAAGACUUAUUUUAAAUGUCCUUGCAAUUCUCAUUGGUACUUAUAAUGUAUUGUUAUGCAGGGGGUGUGGCUUAUCUAUCUAAUUACCGAUGUCCUGUUAAUGUUGCAUAAAGUCAGGUCAUUAUAUUUAGAGUUGUGUAGUGUGUAAACACAAUUUUAACUGAGAUCUUUGUUGAGUGGCUCAUUAAAGAUUUUUUGACACAUUCA